Molecule: messenger RNA, 1405 nt
Organism: Lates calcarifer (barramundi perch)
Lineage: Eukaryota; Metazoa; Chordata; Actinopteri; Centropomidae
Product: Receptor expression-enhancing protein 6-like
Exons: 6
Coding region: 179-724 (181 amino acids)
Source: RefSeq, a predicted model, not a curated record
AUUUUAAUCACCUGCUUCAGUGAACGUUACUCACCGGAGCUCUGUGAUUGGUCAGCGGGCGACUUUCAAACCCCGCCCCCCUCCGACUGCCACCGCAACUCGGCGGAGUCAGCAACCAGCUCAGGCAGCGGCCAGUUUUCGGGCAAACUAUCAAUCCAAGGCUCAGGAAAGCCCGAAAAUGAGUCACUUUAAGGAGCGCUUCGUGACUCUGCUCCAUGAGAAGAACUUUGUAACUGAUCAGUUGGCAACGCUGGAACAAAAAACGGGAGUGAAGAGGGAGUAUAUCGCUUUGGGUGUGUUGAGUUUUAUUGGACUGUAUCUUCUCUUUGGAUAUGGAGCCUCACUGCUCUGCAACCUGAUUGGCUUCAUCUAUCCAGCAUAUUUCUCCAUUAAGGCCAUUGAGAGCACUGCUAAGGAGGAUGACACACAGUGGCUGACCUACUGGGUUGUUUAUGGCCUCUUUAACAUCAUUGAGGCCUUCUCUGACAUCUUCCUUUUCUGGUUCCCCUUUUACUAUGCUAGCAAGUGUUUGUUCCUGAUAUGGUGUAUGGCCCCGGUGACGUGGAACGGUUCUGACAUCUUGUACAAGCGUGUGAUCCGGCCAUUUUUCUUGAAACACCAGGCUGCCAUGGACAAUGUGGUCAGCGACCUGACUGCCAAGGCUAAGAACAUCACUGAGACCGUCACAAAGGAGGGUGAGAUACCCACAAUAGUAAUCUGUUAACCGGGCCCUCAACCACGACAAGGACCAGUGAGAAACAUGAGAAGGCUUUGUGUGUGUGUGUGGGUCUGUGUGUUUGAGUAGUAGAGUGAGUGAGGAAGUGCAUGGGUGUGUUUGUCAUUUCGCUUUCGGUUUGUCCUCCCCCCUCCGUGACGAAUGCUGAUGAUCGACCUCCCUAUCGCGUGGUGAACUGAAGCUUCACACACCUGAAAUCAAAUAACAACUUGUUUGUGCAUCCACGUCUCUUUACUGCCAUCGGUACUGCUAAGACAAUCGGUGAAACUGUGACCUUUUUAUUAGAUAUUUAUGCAACAAGAUAGGUAGCAAAAAUGAUGAUUGUGUACCUGCAGGUUUCAGCAACACCGGCGGUGUAGUCAAUAUUACGUCUAAUUGAGUCAUUUGUGACAGAAAACUGAGGCUGUUGCCAAUACGGUUAUAAAUAGAAGUUGCUUUAAAAUGUGUCCUUUAAACAGCAUUUUCUAUUAUGAAUCAAAACUGAAACUUUUACAUGUCAUUAGUGUCUACAUUGCUCUUACAAGCCUUAUUGCAUGUGCCGAGCUGUUUGUGCAACUGAGAAGGUUCUCUCUCUUUGUUUAACUGGACAACUUCUGUCUUUUGAUAUGUCUUAAUUUAUCAUCUCAUAAUGAUGAAAUAGUAAAAUCUGGAAUCCUGGUGAACUGGAAA